GCGGCCAGAGCGGCUGCAGCUGGAGCCAGCAGUGCGGGCGCCGUGCCGGGUGGGGUAGCCGGGAGCGGGCCGGCAGGAGGCGGAGGCUGCCGGCUGGUCUGCGAUCCGGCAGUCCGGGGACUCGGGUGCCUGCCCGUCCCCGUCCCCGCGCGGCCACAUGGCUCGGCUCUGCGCGCUGCUGCCCUGCCUGCUGCCCUGGUACUGCACGCUCUGCGCCGCCGCGGGCAGUCAGACCCCAGACCUGCACCUCUCUGGGAAACUCCGUGACUAUGUCGUGACUGUGCCCUGCAGCACGGAUUUUCGGGGACGCUUCUUGUCCCAUGUGGUUUCUGCCCCCACGGCACCCUCUUCACAUGGCCACCUCCGGGUGGUUCGCAGCCCCCCGAGACUGGAAAGAGAGACCCUGCGGCCUGGUGGUCCAAGGCACCACUUCCUCUAUUUCAAUGUGACUGUCUUUGGGAAGCUGCUUCACCUGAGCCUGCAGCCCAACCGGAGGUUGGUGGCCCCAGGGGCCCCCGUGGAAUGGCAAGAGGACUUUCGGGAACUCUUCCGGCAACCCUUGCAGCGGGAGUGUGUGUACACUGGAGGUGUCACCGGAAUGCCUGGGGCAGCUGUUGCCAUCAGCAACUGUGAUGGAUUGGCUGGCCUCAUCCGCACAGACAGCUCCGACUACUUCAUCGAGCCUCUGGAGAGAGGGCAGCAGGCCAAGGAGGCCGGCGGAAGGACACACGUGGUAUACCGCCGGGAAGCGGUCCAGCAGCAGUGGGCAGAGCCUCAUGGGGACCUUCACAAUGAAGCCUUUGGCCUUGGUGACCUUCCCAACGUGCUGAAUCUGGUUGGGGACCAGCUGGGUGACACCGAGCGGAAGCGGCGACAUGCCAAGCCUGGCAGUUACAGCAUUGAGGUACUGCUGGCCGUAGAUGACUCGGUGGUUCGCUUCCAUGGCAAGGAGCACACGCAGAACUACGUCCUCACGCUCAUGAACAUUGUGGAUGAGAUUUACCACGAUGAGUCACUGGGGGCCCACGUGAACAUCGCUCUCGUCCGCUUGAUCAUGGUGGGCUACCGACAGUCCCUGAGCCUGAUCGAGCGAGGGAACCCAGCCCGCAGCCUGGAGCAGGUGUGUCGCUGGGCACACUCCCAGCAGCGCCAGGACCCGAGCCACACAGAACACCAUGACCACGUCAUCUUCCUCACCCGCCAGAACUUCGGUCCGUCAGGGUAUGCACCUGUCACUGGUAUGUGCCACCCCCUAAGAAGCUGUGCCCUCAACCACGAGGAUGGCUUCUCUUCAGCUUUUGUGGUGGCGCAUGAGACCGGUCACGUGCUUGGCAUGGAGCACGAUGGCCAGGGGAACGGCUGUGAUGAUGAGACCAGCCUGGGUAGUGUCAUGGCACCCCUGGUGCAGGCUGCCUUCCACCGUUUCCAUUGGUCCCGCUGCAGCAAGCUGGAGCUCAGCCGCUACCUCCCUUCCUACGACUGCCUCCUUGAUGACCCCUUUGAGCGAUCCUGGCCCCAGCCCCCUGAAUUGCCUGGGAUCGACUACUCCAUGGAUGAACAGUGCCGUUUCAACUUCGGCACUGGGUACCACACCUGUUUGGCUUUCAGGACCUUCGAGCCCUGCAAGCAGCUGUGGUGCAGCCAUCCCGACAACCCAUACUUCUGCAAGACCAAGAAGGGGCCCCCACUGGAUGGGACGGAGUGCGCACCGGGCAAGUGGUGCUUCAAAGGUCACUGUAUCUGGAAGUCACCAGAGCAAACCUACGGCCAGGACGGAGGCUGGAGUUCCUGGACCAAGUUUGGUUCAUGUUCUCGGUCAUGCGGAGGUGGAGUGAGAUCCCGAAGCCGGAGCUGCGACAACCCUCCUCCAGCCUACGGAGGCCGCCCAUGCACCGGGCCCAUGUUUGAGUACCAGAUCUGCAACAGUGAGGACUGUCCUGGGCCCUACGAGGACUUCCGGGCCCAGCAGUGUGCCAAGCGCAACUCCUACUAUGUCCACCAGAAUGCCAAGCACAGCUGGCUGCCCUAUGAGCCUGAGGAUGAUGCUCAGAAAUGUGAGCUCAUUUGCCAGUCUGCAGACACUGGAGAUGUGGUAUUUAUGAACCAAGUGGUCCAUGAUGGAACGCGCUGCAGCUACCGGGACCCGUACAGUGUCUGUGCACGCGGCGAGUGUGUGCCCUUUGGUUGUGACAAAGAAGUGGGAUCCAUGAAGGCGGAUGACAGAUGCGGUGUCUGCGGAGGAGACAACUCUCACUGCAGGACCGUGAAGGGGACGCUGGGGAAGGCCUCCAAGCAGGCAGCCGCUCUCAAACAGGUCCAGAUCCCGGCAGGUGCCAGGCACAUUCAGAUCGAGUUGCUGGAGAAGGCGCCCCACCGCAUUGCGGUGAAGAACCACGUGACUGGAAACUUCAUCCUCAGCCCCAAGGGCAAGGAGGCCUCUACCAGGACCUUCACUGCGUUGGGCCUGGAGUGGGAGCAUGCAGCAGAGGACACCAAGGACAGCCUGAAGACCAGUGGGCCCCUGCCUGAAGCCAUCGACGUCCUGGUGCUGCCUCCGGCGGUGAAGGGUAAGCCCCGAGGUAGCCUGGCCUACAAGUACGUCAUCCACGAGGACCUGCUGCCCCUCAUCGGCAGCAAUAACGUGCUCCUGGAAGAGACGGACACCUAUGAGUGGGCUCUCAAGAGCUGGUCUCCUUGCAGCAAGACCUGUGGAGGAGGAAUCCAGUUCACCAAAUACGGCUGCCGGCGCCGCCGGGACCACCACAUGGUGCAGCGGCACCUGUGUGACCACAAAAAGAGGCCCAAGCCUAUUCGACGGCGAUGUAACCAGUACCCGUGUCCCCAGCCCACGUGGGUGGCCGAAGAGUGGGGUGCCUGCAGCCGGAGCUGCGGGAAGCUGGGGCUGCAGACCCGGGGAGUACAGUGCCUAUUGCCCCUCUCCAACGGCACCCGCAAGGCCAUGCCAGCCAAGGCUUGCCUAGGUAACCGGCCAGAGGCCAAGAGGCCAUGCCUCCGUGUGCCCUGCCCAGCCCAGUGGCGGACAGGAGCCUGGUCCCAGUGCUCUGCCACCUGUGGAGAGGGCAUCCAGCAGCGGCAGGUGGUGUGCCGGAACAUCUCCAAUGCCCUCGGGCAGUGCGAGGGAGUCAAGCCAGACACCGUGCAGGUCUGCAGCCUGCCUGCCUGUGGAGGAGCUCUCCAGAACUCUACAGUGAAGGUUGAGGUCCAGGACCCUGUGACCAAAGUGGGACACUGGGAACCCCAAUCCAGGCCCCUGACUCCCAUGAACAGGACUUCAACAAUGGAGCCCUGUGUGGGAGACAGGUCCGUCUUCUGCCAGAUGAAGGUACUGGACCGCUAUUGCUCCAUCCCUGGCUACCUCCGCUUGUGCUGUGAGUCUUGCACCAAGAAGGCCUCAGGUCCCAGUGCCAGCCUGGACCCACCCCCCGCCUCCUCCACUCCUGGGAGUCUCCUGCCAGAACCCAAGGCCACCCAGGAGGAGGUGGAGUCUACAAGGGGGCCAACCAGAGUAGAAGACCAUCGGCAAAGCCAUCCCACACAGCGGCCAGGGCUGGUGGACAGUCUCUCCUCAGGGACUCGGCAUCCCUUCACCCCUCAGAUGCUAAGUCCUAGAGCACUGGAGGGUAAUUCUCCUGCCACCCCACCACCUUCGGGCUGGACCCAAACAGCUGUGCCAGCCUCUGAGGGUCCAGGUCAGUCCAGGGAGGAACCAGGACACGGAGGCACCAGCCUUCCUGCUACCUCCCCAGUGACUUGAACCCACCCCUCAGGUCACGUUUACACUCUGCACGUGGUCCCAAGUGACCUUGGCUCAGAGGACUCAAACACAGGAGACAGGAAGUAGCACAGGUUUCCUUUUAAAUUAUUUGCCCUCAUGUUCUGUUUGGGGCUGUGAUGCUCUUAACCCCAUGAACAGGGUUGGGGGAAGAGAGAGAUCAGGGAUUGCCCUAACCAGAAAUACCUCAGCCAAAAGAGCUUGGGCUCCACUUCCAAGUAGCUCCUGAGAUCUGGUUCCUCCAGGCUCAGUAAAGCCCCUUCCCACAGCCGCUGGGAGGGGUGGGGGUGGGGGAGCUGAAGCUCAUGCAGGGGUCUGUCCGAGAUGCUUGCUUGUCCUUGACUUCUGACUGCCGGGGAGACCUGCACAGUCCCCCUCCCACAAAGGCAAAGCAGGGCUGGGGAUGUGGGCUUGCUCAAAGGCAGGCAGGGGAAAGGAAUUCUUCUCAGGCGUGGCUCUUGUCAGCUGAGGGCUGCUCAUAACUCCAGGACAGAGAUCAGUUCACCUUUGCUGGCUAUGGGGUCACUUUUGUGACUCACUCUGUCCCUUGUAGAUGUCACUGCUGGUGACUCCAGGUUAUAGACUGACCUUCCUUUUUUUUUUUUUUUUUUGCUUUUGGUUUUUUGAGACAGGGUUUCUCUGUGUAGCCCUAGCUGUCCUGGAUCUCACUUUGUAGACCGGGCUGGCCUCAGACUCAAGGAGAUCCACCUGCUUCUGCCUUCCAAGUACUGGGAUUAAAGGCAUGUGCCACCACCGCCUGGCUCUGACCUCCCAAUCCUACACCCACGCCACCAGAGAAAGAGGCCUGGAUAUAUAACUUUAACAUCCAGGAGUUUCCCAACUAGGGCUUGACCCCUGGUUGGACCAGGAAAUGCAACUUCAGUCACCCCUAGGGCUCGAAGGAGGCCCAGCCUGAAAGGUGACCACCAGGUACCAGAGAGAUGUCAUUUCCCAGACUGUACCCCUCUCUGCUGAGGACUGCUCCUGCUACAGUUGGGGUCUUCCCUUCUGGCUCCAGGUGGGACAGAGUGUGUGAUGCUCAGAAGUUCAGGCUGGUGGGUCACAAGACCUAGAGUCCACUCAGCCAGACCCUGUGGAUGGCCUGGGCAGGAUGCCAGCUGCUGCUCCUGGAUUGGGGUAGGGAGGGCGCACGGAGCCCGGCUCACCUCCCUUGGCCCUCUGGCUCUCAGGAAAUGGUCUAGCUCCUCACUUGGCAGGGUCAGUGGCAUCGGUGCUCAUCUGUCCACCUUCCUCAGAUGGAGGAAGGGAAGCCUUAGGCCCCUGGCCUGCAAGCUUCGUGGGAUGCAGGGACCCUGGGGACUCGGCGUGCUUUUCCCGUGACUGCUCCCCGCUUGGCAGGUGGCUGGGACUACUCUGGGUCAGUCCCGUGUGGACCAGCCUGGAGACUCUGAUUUUUAAAGUGUUACUUAUUUAUUAA
Messenger RNA from Peromyscus californicus insignis, 5231 nucleotides. RefSeq names its product ADAM metallopeptidase with thrombospondin type 1 motif 14 (gene Adamts14). Gene Ontology annotation, cellular component: extracellular matrix. Gene Ontology annotation, biological process: extracellular matrix organization; proteolysis. Bases 158 to 3775 code for a protein of 1205 amino acids. Gene Ontology annotation, molecular function: metalloendopeptidase activity. The record is from RefSeq and is a predicted model, not a curated record. Lineage: Eukaryota; Metazoa; Chordata; Mammalia; Rodentia; Cricetidae. The transcript is spliced from 22 exons.